Messenger RNA from Athene cunicularia (burrowing owl), 1514 nucleotides. RefSeq lists its product as uncharacterized. The coding region runs from base 722 to 1492 and encodes 256 amino acids. The record is from RefSeq and is a predicted model, not a curated record. NCBI's taxonomy places the organism in Eukaryota, Metazoa, Chordata, Aves, Strigiformes, Strigidae. The transcript is spliced from 6 exons.
GAAGGUCUGGGAGGGUACAAGGUGGCUGUGGGACUGGAAGUGGCUGGAAAGGGUUAACGCAGCUGCCCUGCGCUGAGCCUUGUCCAGACAAGGCUCCAGUUUCAGCUGUAAUUAGCUCUUGUUUAUUAGAGGCUCCCUGAUAAAUGAUUCUAUGGAGGUUGCCCGAUGACAGAGGGUGACAGCUCCCACUUCGGCUGCCCCAAGCGCUGCUAAAGCCCUUACUGACCGCCCUCCCCCCACUCCCCCCACACCCUCCCCCACUCCCCGUGCAAGGAUUAAAGUUUAAUGUAGCUCUGGAGCUGACCCCAGGCAUGCACUGCCCCGGGGACACAGGGCUUCGGAGAGGUUGGUGACCAUCCCUUGGGCCACCGACAGGGCAGGAGACAUUUUGGAACCAGCCCGGUGGCCAAUGGCUAUCACUGCAUUGUGGCCAUGGGGCCGUUUUGUGAUGUCUUUGAGGUCAUCCAAGAGGUUCACUGACGAAAUGUCACACUAGAUUGUGUUUGCCCCCUGGGACUGGCCCUGCAGAACGGGCUCAGUGCCACGGCGGGGCCGGUCGGUGUGGUCUGGGCACAUUCCCUGGCACUAGAAGAUGUGAGAGUGCCAAAAGCCACCGCAGUGCUCCCUGGGGUGGGUUGAGGUCCUGCCCCACAGCCACCUGUGGAGCAGAGGCUGCCUGGGGAGCGCACUGGAGUGAGGGGAACUUGGAGGCAUCCUCAAGAUGAACCUCCUCACCCAGGUGAGCACCCUGGUGCAGACCCUGCGACCCCCGGACGGGCCGUUCCUCCAGCUCUGGCACUGGCUGGGCUCCUGGGUGCGACAGGUGAGCAGCUCCAGGCAGGCGGUGGCCGGGGCAGCGAGCACGGCGGCGUUCUUCCUCUGCGAGGGGCUGCUGGGACAGCACUUCGACGUGGUCCCCAAUGGGGCGGCUGAGCCCCAGCCUGGCGAUCUCUUCCUCUUCCCGCUGGCCUCAGGCGGUCCCGGCUGGUGGGGCACCCACGCCGGCAUCUACUGCGGUGACGGGGAGAUCAUCCACCUGGAAGGCAGCUCAGGGACGUCCCCAUCAGGGAUCGUGGCCAAGCACGGCAAGAGCCACCUCCUGCGGACGCGGGGCCCGGCCAAGGUGCUGCGCAGGAAGGGAGGGCUGGACGCAGCCGCCCUGCAGCGCCGCAUCCGGGUGGCCAUGGACCAGGCGAUGGAGUACGACGCCGUCACCUGCAACUGCAUCCACUUCGCCCUCUCCCUGCUGGGCCUGGGCCACUUUGCCGGUGCCAUGGUGGGUGCCACCGCCAUAGCAGCUGCCACCACUCCGGGGCACCGAGACACCAGCUGUGGCAGAGCGUCACCACAGCCCAGCUUCUCUCCCAGGUGUCCCCAGCGCUGCAGUGAUGGAGGCGGUGACGUGCUUGGGGGACGCGCAGGGCUGGGUCAUCCUUCGCCAGGGGAUCAGUAUCGUGCUGAGACCUUUGGCAAUGCUCUUCUGUGGCAAUAAACAGUUAACAAUUGCACCAAGA